AUGGGCGGUAUUAUGUCUUGCAUUCGAUCUUGCCUCCAGACCAUUGGAGAUGCAAUCAUGGCUGUUAUCGGCGGUAUCGGCCGCAUCCUCCAGGCCAUCAUCGGCGCCGUUGUCCGCUUCUGCGGUAUCAUUGUCAGCUUCCUCACCUGCGGCUACUGCGGUAGCAAGGGUGGACGCACCAAGCGACGAACGGGCAACCACAUGAGAUCGACGAGAGUAUAG
Molecule: messenger RNA, 222 nt
Organism: Fusarium venenatum
Lineage: Eukaryota; Fungi; Ascomycota; Sordariomycetes; Hypocreales; Nectriaceae
Source: RefSeq, a predicted model, not a curated record